AUGUGGAGCAGCAAACACAAUCUGGGAAGACCUGUGGGGACUUUAUCCUGCCGUCAUGUUUCUGUGUCCAUCUUUCCGAGGGAGAGGGAAGCUGGGGAGAAGUUAGCAGGAAGCUCUUCUCAACUCCCCAAACAGAACUACGAGGCUUUGUUGGAAAGCUGCCUGAGGAGCCAAUGCCUCUUUGAAGAUGACAGAUUUCCAGCCACUCUGAGCUCCAUUGGUUGUGGGCCCCUGCUGCAGAAGCUGCCACCCCGUUUGCAGUGGAAGAGGCCUCCGGAGCUGCACAGCAAUCCCCAGUUCUAUUCUGCUGGGGCCAAAAGGCUGGAUCUGUGCCAGGGGUAUUUCCACAGAGACUGCUGGUUCUUGGCUGCUUUGCAAGCUCUGACAUUGCACCAGGACAUUCUGAGCCGAGUUGUUCCCCUGAACCAGAGUUUCACUGAGAAGUAUGCUGGCAUCUUCCAGUUCUGGUUCUGGCAGUUUGGGAACUGGGUUCCUGUGGUGAUAGAUGAUCGUCUGCCUGUGAAUGAGGCUGGCCAGCUGGUCUUUGUCUCCUCCACCUACGAAAACUUGUUCUGGGGAGCUCUUCUGGAAAAGGCCUAUGCCAAGCUCUCUGGCUCCUAUGAAGACUUGCAGUUUGGACAGGUGUCUGAAGCACUUGUGGACUUCACCGGGGGAGUUACAGUGGUCAUCAACCUGGAAGAGGCCCCUAGAAACCUGUGGGACAUCCUAACCCAUGCCACCUACAAUAGAACUCUCAUUGGCUGCCAGACCCACAUAGGGGAGAGGGUGCUGGAGAAUGGAUUAGUGGAUGGUCAUGCCUAUACACUCACCGGAAUCAGGAAGGUGACUUGCAAAUAUGGGCCCAAAUAUCUAGUCAAACUGUGGAACCCCUGGGGGAAGGUGGAAUGGAAAGGAGACUGGAGUGACAGCUCAAGUACAUGGGAGCUGCUCUGUCCCAAAGAGAAGAUUCUGCUGCUGAGGAAAGAUGAUGAUGGAGAAUUCUGGAUGACACUGCAGGACUUUAAAGCACAUUUUGUGCUUCUGGUCAUCUGUAAACUAACUCCAGGCCUAUUGAAUCAGGAGACUGGCAAGAGAUGGACAUACACCAUACGGGAGGGGAGAUGGGUCAAGGGGAGCACAGCUGGUGGCAGACUGAAGUCUUCCCAAGGCACAUUUUGGAAGAACCCGCAGUUCCUGCUGUCUGUCUGGAAGCCUGAGUCAAGAGAGGGCUCCUUGCAUCCCUGCAAUGUGCUGGUAUCUCUGCUGCAGAAGCCCAGGCACAGACACCGCAACUGGAAGCCUCACCUCGCCAUUGGCUUCUACCUCUUCAGGGUAGGACAGAUCUUGAAUGACCAGAGGAGACUGCCCCCCAUGUUCUUCUGGGAAAAUACUCCACUGAAACAACCUGUGACAUUUAAAAUGGAGAAAGAAGUGAGCCAAGAGCUAUGGCUGGACCCAGGGAGAUACCUCAUUGUGCCCUGCACAUCCAAGGCCCACCAGGAGUUGGAAUUCAUUAUUAGGGUCUUCUCCAGAAAACACAUCUUUUAUGAAAUUGGCAGCCAUUCCAGUGUUGUCUUCUUUAUGGAAAUAAUAGAUCAAAAUGAAGGGCAGGAUGAAUUCUUCACCAAACUCUUUGAAAAGUAUCCAGAAAUAAAUGCAGUUCAACUGCAGAAUAUCCUGAACCAUAUGACCUGGUCAAAUCUAACGAGCACAAAACCCUUCUUCAGCCUUGAUGCCUGCCAAGGGAUCCUGGCCCUGCUGGAUCUUAAUGCAUCAGGUACCGUGAGCAUCCAGGAAUUCAGGGACCUAUGGAAGUGGCUGAUGCUCUGUCAGGAGGUUUUCCACAAACAAGACAGUCACCAGUUAGGAUACCUGAACUGGAACCAGCUGCGGGCUGCCGUGAAGGAGGCAGGAAUUGUGCUCAGUGAUGAUGUCUGUAAACUGAUGCUCAUCCGUUAUGGUAGUCCCAGUCUCCAGAUUGACUUUGUGAACUUUGUCCACCUGAUGCUGCGUGCAGAGAACAUGGAGGAUGCUUUCCAAAACUUAACCCAAGAUGGCAAAAGUAUAUACCUCCAGAAGCCAGAGUGGCUGAUGAUGACUCUGUAUUCCUGA
Orycteropus afer afer is the source of this 2112-nucleotide messenger RNA. RefSeq names its product calpain 14 (gene CAPN14). The transcript has 23 exons. Lineage: Eukaryota; Metazoa; Chordata; Mammalia; Tubulidentata; Orycteropodidae. Gene Ontology annotation, molecular function: calcium ion binding; calcium-dependent cysteine-type endopeptidase activity. Bases 1 to 2112 code for a protein of 703 amino acids. Gene Ontology annotation, cellular component: cytoplasm. The record is from RefSeq and is a predicted model, not a curated record. Gene Ontology annotation, biological process: proteolysis.